GGAAGAUGGCGAUUACGUCUCCUCUCCGUCAAAGGUCAAGGUGGAACAUGGAUGUAAAGAAAGCCAAUAAAAACCGCCUAAAAUUGCGUGGCGCGUGCUCAGGCACGGCACUCUGGUACUUGCGGUACUUGCUUUGAAAUUCGCACGUUUUUGUACCUACUUGCUGCUCUAUUCGACAUUUGACCAUCACUAUACAAUGAGAGUCUUUUUGGCGCGGGUGGACUGGUUUCAUAUCCGGCGCUCAAGGGGCACGAGUUUUUCCGUCUCACGUGGGCUGGGUAGGGAUGAUAGGGUGAAAUAUCGAAAAUAUCUGUCAAUAUGGGGGACGAAGAAGUAAAUGAAAGCCUCAAGGAGGCUCUGCUUGAUGCUAUGAGUGGUACAUUGUCGCCUAUGGCUGAUGUGAGGAAAGGUGCAGAGGAAAGACUGAAAGCAUUGGAGGUAACCGAUGAGUAUGGCCGCCAUCUGUCAGAGCUGACGGUGGAUGUGCACUGCGCGCUGCCGAUGCGCCAGCUGGCCUCGGUUAUGCUGCGGCAGUACGUGGACACCCACUGGACGCCGGCCAGCGACAAGUUCCAGCCGCCAGAGCCCAGCGAGGCCACCAAGACGUUCAUCAGACAGGUGCUGCCGAUGGGCCUGAAGGAGUCCAUCAGCAAGGUGCGCGCCUCGGUGGCGUAUGCGCUCUCCUCGAUCGCGCACUGGGACUGGCCCGAGCAGUGGCCGGAGCUGUUCGACAUUCUAAUGGCGUGCCUCAAGAGCGGCGACGAGCACGCGGUGCACGGUGCCAUGCGCGUACUCACCGAGUUCUCGCGCGACCUAACGGACGUGCACGUGGCCCAGGUGGCGCCCGUACUGCUCUCCGAGUGCUACCGCAUCUUUGUAGAGUCUGACCGGUACUCUAUCCGCACCCGGAGCCGCGCCGUGGAGAUUUUCCACACGGUCGCCUCCCUGAUCGCUACCGUGGCCGAGUACGACCGGAACCUGGCCAAGAGCCUGCUGGUGCCCGUGCUGCCCAAGUUCACCGAGGCGCUGGUCAAGAGCCUCAGCGUGCCCUACGGACCGGCCUCCGACUGCGGACUCAAGAUGGAGGUGCUCAAAACGAUCCGGAUGCUGGUGAAGAACAUGCCGAAACACACGGUGCAGUGGAUGGGCGAGAUCCUGACGCCGGUGUGGAACACGCUGACUUCGAGCGCCGAGCUGUAUGUGCGGUCACAUAUCAACGACCUGGAGCAGCAGAACGACCCCACCGACUCGGACGGUCAAGUUUUAUCGUUUGAGAACUUGGUGUACAGCAUUUUCGACUUUGUGACGGUGCUGGUGGAGACGCCCAAGUUCCGCAACUCGGUGCGGCAGGGUCUGGACGACCUCGUCUACUAUGUCAUCGUGUACGGCCAGAUCACAGAGGACCAGAUCAACACGUGGUCACACGACCCGAACCAGUUUGUCGAGGAUGAGGACGAGGAGACGUUCAGCUACUCGGUGCGCGUCUCGGCACGAGACCUGCUCGUGAGCCUGUGCCGCGAGUUCGAGGACGAGUCGAUCCGAGCCGUGUGCGCCGCCAUCUCUCGGCACAUGCAGGAGGCGGCCGUGGCACGACAGCAGGGCCACCCCUUCUGGUGGAAAAUCCACGAGUCGUGCAUGCAGGCCAUCAUCGUGUGCAGCGCCCAGCUGCUCUGCCAACUCUCCGAGAGUAAAGUGCAAUUCGAUCUGAUGGGCUUCCUCGAGAACGUGGUCGUGGCAGAUCUGAGCUUGGAAGGCGCGUCGCCGUUCCUGCUGGGCCAGUGCCUGGUGACGGCCAGCCGGUUCGGCGGCGCGAUGAACGUCACCCAGACUCAGUCGUUCCUGCAGGCCACGGUGACAGGCCUGGCGAGCACACAGCCGCCCGUGGUGCGCACCUCGGCACUCAGGGCCAUCAUCGGCUUCUGUGAGGUGGUGAAGGAGCGGGCCGGCGGCGCGGAGGUGCUGCGACCCUUCCUGGCGCCCAUCGUCGACAGCCUGAUCACCUUCAUCACCCAGUACCACGGCGGAGAGGUGCUCGCGUUGAUGCUCGAGGCCAUGUGCAGUGUCGUCAGCGUCGACAAAGCGUUCACAGCCACAUACGAGACGAAGAUCACACCACUCGCCAUAGCUGUAUUCCUUAAAUACAACAAAGAUCCGGUGAUGGUUUCGCUAUCGCAGGACAUAUUCCGCGAGCUGUCCAAGAACGAGCAGUGUCUACAGGCCCUGCAGAGCCGGCUGGUGCCCACACUACUCAGUAUACUGAAACAGGACCCGCAGAAGCUACCCGGAGGCCUUCAGACGGUGUCGCUGGACGUGCUCCAGACGCUGAUCCGAUCGUCGACACCUCCGCUCAGUGAGCUGCUCAUCAGCGAGGCGUUCCCGGUGGCUGUGCGCUGUGUGAUGCAUACGGACGACAACUCCACAAUGCAGUCGGGCGGCGAGUGUCUGCGCGCGUACGUAUCGGUGGCCACGGAGCAGGUGUGUGCCUACCGGGACAGCCAGUCGCGCUCGGGCCUCUGGUACCUGAUCCAGGUGUGCACCCAGCUGCUGUCGCCCACCGCCUCAGAAUUCUCGGCAGCCUUCGUCGGCAGGCUGCUGAUGGUGAUAGUUAGCAGACUGGGCGAUAACCUGGGCAGCGAACUGGAGACCCUGCUACGGGCGACGCUCAGCAAGAUGGUCAGCUCACAAACUACCAUCGUCAUACAGAGUCUGAUAAUGGUGUACGCGCACCUGGUGAAUCUGCAGCUGGAGGCGGUGCUGUCCUUCCUCAGCUCGGUGCCAGGCCCCUCCGGUCAGUCGGCGCUCCACUUUCUGCUGACAGAGUGGUGCGGCCGGCAACACCUCUUCUACGGCAGCUACGACGUCAAAGUCAGUGUGAUGGCCUUGUGUAAACUGCUACAACAUGGCGUCAAUACGCACGACUCGCGACUCAGCGAGAUCACCGUCAAAGGAGACGAGGUGAUAAACACGGGCGGCUCGGGGAUUCGCACCCGGUCACAGCGCGCCCGAGAGCCCGAACAGUUCACUUCCAUACCGGUCCUAGUCAAAAUAUUCAAACUGCUCAUCAACGAGCUCUCGUCGGCCAUCGAGCGAGACGCCGGCAGCGAGUCGGAGAACGAGGACGAGUACGAGGACGGCGAGGACGAGGACCCGGAGAGGGUCGACCUGCCCGAGGGCGUGCCGCUCUCCCAGGUUCUGUCAAACGACUUCCAAGGUUACGACUUUGACACUGUAGAAGAGGAGGAGGACGCGGACGCGCUGGCCGACCCGGUGUACCACGUGGAUCUGAAGCAGUACCUCACCGAGUACCUGGCCUCGUUCUGCCAGCAGCCGUACAUCGCGCUGUUCGCGCCGCACCUGCAGACCAGUGAGCGGCAUGUGCUCGCUCAGAUCGGCGUGCGGACCGUCUGAGACCGGCACACACUAGACGCCCGGUGUGCGCGAGAGUGUGUGAUUAGUGAGUGACGACAGCGGCGCGCUGUGCACCCGCUGUGUGCCCGCUGGGACGGGGACAGUGCUGCCGCCCUCACCGCCGAGCGCAGGCGGCGCUGUUUGGCGCGGACGGUGCCGCCGCCCGCGAGCCGGGUACAGGCGGCGCUGCGGUCGACAGAGGACCGGCGCGGCUCGGUGCUGAUAGUCACUGAGGAGGCCGCCGCGGAGCUGUGAAUGCCGGGACGGGAGGGGAGCGAGAGCGCUGAGAGUGUCAACCCGACUGGGACAGGUUCCCGCUGCCCUUGUAAGCGUGACAGUGGAUUUACCGGCGCAGUGAUCACAUUAAAUGCAUGGAGGGAAGCUAUAUUUUUAAUAUGGCUCUUGUAACAGUGCGGUUUUUACUGGUUAGACACUGUACAGAGGGUUUGAGCUUGUGCGCUGGUGUUUGUGUGGAUGCGUGUUCUGUUAUCCGGUACCUCCGGAGCCGGCCGGCGCCCGCGCACGCCGACUGUUGCGGCGCCCCCUUCUCCCGUCUGUCGGCGGCGCUCGGCCCGCCGGUGGCAGCGGCGGUCGGCCGCCGCCCCCUGCCCAGUCUCCGACGCACGCGAACUGUGGGUCAAUUCCCGGCCGACCCAGGCCAGGCCGCCGAACGGUGUGCAGUCACAUAGGCCGCGGCCGACCCGUAGGCACUGCAUGACCCGGCCCGCGGUAGCUCGGGAAGCAUUUAUUUAUUUUCACCCACAUUCGCUUUAAAUAUAUAGUUUGAUUCUGGAAA
Molecule: messenger RNA, 4204 nt
Organism: Amphibalanus amphitrite
Lineage: Eukaryota; Metazoa; Arthropoda; Thecostraca; Balanomorpha; Balanidae
Product: importin-9-like
Exons: 21
Coding region: 319-3408 (1029 amino acids)
Biological process (GO): protein import into nucleus
Cellular component (GO): cytosol; nuclear envelope
Molecular function (GO): small GTPase binding
Source: RefSeq, a predicted model, not a curated record